Messenger RNA from Zasmidium cellare ATCC 36951, 1575 nucleotides. RefSeq lists its product as uncharacterized. Bases 1 to 1575 code for a protein of 524 amino acids. The record is from RefSeq and is a predicted model, not a curated record. NCBI's taxonomy places the organism in Eukaryota, Fungi, Ascomycota, Dothideomycetes, Mycosphaerellales, Mycosphaerellaceae. The transcript has a single exon.
AUGGACCCAAGAAACGUCCCAGCCGAGCAGAUAGCGUCGCCAACAAGUCCAACGUUUUCGGCCGGAUCUUCUGGAAGAACGAGCUUUCAAAGCCAUGGUCGGCACCUAUCAAUGGUGUCUGAAAGCGCAGUGCCGCCUCGAACGAACCGAUUCUCCGUGCAGUUUCCAAUUCCCGCAGAUUUACAGAGUCCAAUCCGCACAUCAACCUCACCUGUACGGGAGCAGGCGACGGACAGCAUAGAGGGUUCAGAUACUCAGAAUGAUCCGUCGGACGGCAACUACUUACAUCUGAUCGCCGCCCAGGAACGGCGGGUGCUGGAAUUGAAAGAGGAGUUGCAGAAGGCAGAAGCAGAUCUGAAUAGGUUAAAGAGAGAUUGGGCACGACACGAGGCGAACAAGAAACGUGAUGAUGUCAGGCGACUGACGAGACUCCAAACAUUGCAAACUGCCUUACCUGCGUCAGUACCCGACGAUGAUACAGAUGGAUCAAGCGCUUGGAUACAGCAGGAGAUGGAACGUCGCAAGGCGCUUCUGUCAUCAACGAGGACCAGUAAUCGCACUGUUCUUCCGGGCCAGCGGCAUACGAGAGCACUAUCGUUGCUUUCACCGGCAAGAGACAACAUCAAAACGAUGACUCCUAUAAUUCAACCUCCACCACCUCCACCGCGGAAAGACAGCCUUAGGAAGGAAAUCCCAGAGCGUCCAGAUGGAGUGACCCCACAACCACGGUUGAAUAGAGCAUCAACCACUGGAAAUGUGUCCAGUGACGCACCUAUCCCGGCCAUUGCUGGUCUAAAUCCCGCAGACGCAGCAGCACUUGAUCACGAAAGCCUCAUUCGUGCUGGCAAAAAGGUCGCAACAGGAUUCAAAGAUGGGCUUUGGAACUUCUGGGAGGAUCUGCGGCAGGCCACUGUAGGCGAGGAAUCUACACAAAUACCGCCACCACCCAGAAGGAAAAGCUCGACGCAGACUCUCAAGACCGCAAGGAAGCAAAGCAGCAAGAGCAGUCUACAAGGGUCUUCGAGGAGCUCAUCGACGAUUGGCAAAGACUACCCAACACUUGGCCGUAAGGAGUCAUCGAAAGCGCUUCCAGAUCUUGCCAACCCAUCCUUUUGGACUGACCAUGGCGUGAACCUCCCACCACCCCCACAAGCGGCUACGAAGAAGACACCCACUUCUAGACAAGCAAGACCUGCAGAGCCUGCCAAGCGACUGUCGACAGCCUCUAGUGAAGCUUGGGAUACUUGGGACGACAGCCCUCAGCAGUCCAGAUCGAGCAGUAGCGUUACAUCCGAAGCCACCACGCUACCUUCAACGGUAUCUGGCAGCCCGAGGACAAGCUUGGCCAUAAAUCGCGAGUCGAGAGAUCUGUCGAAGAAGGAUGCUAUCCCAUGGCCAGCGCUCAAGAAGUCUGGAAUCGGGAGUCUCCGCAGGACGGCAAGCAAUCUCCUGACAGAGUGGGAGAAGAGUCUCACACCAAGCCCGGGCGAAGAAUAUCAAGGAGAGGCAUCGGAUUACAUGGGGGCCAGUGCUGAAGCUGCUGCUUAUGGAGCUUCGAGAAGGAAGAAUGAUUGA